AUGAUUGAAAUGAUACGUUCCUCAUUGCCAAAUGCCACAGUGACUAGUGUUCACAGAAGGUUCUUCAAUCAUCAACGUGGUGCAGAAUUAGUGGCACAGUUAGCAAAUGCUGAAAUAUCGAAUUGCGACAGCGUUGUACUCCAGAAGCAAUUUUGUAUGCAGAGCUGCUCGGCUCUCAUCAAGUAUGUGGAACACAUUCAAAACAUUGUAUUUGCUUCAAAAACACUAUAUUUCGUUUAUCGUGACAUCGAAAAGAUGUGUCUCUUGGGUGGGUUUUCCAGAAGCUCUUUGGAUCGUGUUCCUGUGUUCUUACUGAAAUUUCCAUCUGAACCAAGUAUAAUUUCAGACGUUGGUUCGUGGAAGAAUCUUGAAAUAGAUAAUAAUCACCCUAAAAAGGAGCGAAAGUCGUUGCUUGCCAUCAUUGAUGAAACGCAAACCUCAGCAGGUGCACGACUUCUUCGCUCCAACGUUCUUCAACCUUCCGGUGAUCAGAUGGUCAUUGAAGAGAGAUUGGAUGCUGUGGAAGAGUUGGUUGAUAAUCCUCAUGUGAGUAUCUGCAUAACACAGCUUUUCCCUUUUUUUUCUCUGGAGGUUAUCACAUCAUUCAAAAUGGCAUUGGCGAAAAUGCGGCAAAAUCAAAACCGAUAG
Cooperia oncophora is the source of this 648-nucleotide messenger RNA. The record is from the annotation of a GenBank genome assembly. Lineage: Eukaryota; Metazoa; Nematoda; Chromadorea; Rhabditida; Trichostrongylidae.